Molecule: messenger RNA, 367 nt
Organism: Oppia nitens
Lineage: Eukaryota; Metazoa; Arthropoda; Arachnida; Sarcoptiformes; Oppiidae
Product: ragulator complex protein LAMTOR5 homolog
Exons: 4
Coding region: 37-303 (88 amino acids)
Biological process (GO): positive regulation of TORC1 signaling; cellular response to amino acid stimulus
Cellular component (GO): Ragulator complex; cytoplasm; lysosome
Molecular function (GO): guanyl-nucleotide exchange factor activity
Source: RefSeq, a predicted model, not a curated record
UUUUUUCAAAAACACAAUUAAAUUAUUUGACAACAAAUGGAGAAACAAUUGACUGACAUAUCAAACGAGGCUAUUAAUCAUAAAAGUAUUGCUGGCUUUCAAUGUAUUGAUAGCAAUGGACUGUGUCUUACGGCCAGUGGUUUGGCAGAUGAGAGGACCAGCGGAUCCAUUGUUGCCAUUGCAAAGUUGGCCCAAAAACUUGAUCCCAAUAACAGUGUAGUUGUUUGCGUUGAAUCUGUCAAUAGCAAAAUAUUGAUCAAACAAAACAAUCACUUAACCACUGCUCUCUACACCAAACAUUGAAUUAAUUAAUUAAUUAAUUAAUUAAUAAAUAAUAAUAAUGAAAAUAAUUAAAUGAGAAAACUCU